Molecule: messenger RNA, 1188 nt
Organism: Penicillium mononematosum
Lineage: Eukaryota; Fungi; Ascomycota; Eurotiomycetes; Eurotiales; Aspergillaceae
Product: adaptor protein NBP2
Exons: 3
Coding region: 1-1188 (395 amino acids)
Source: RefSeq, a predicted model, not a curated record
AUGUCCUCUCCCACAUCAUCGCAGAACAUCUUGUCUACAAACAAUCUCUCAGUCCUGCCACCCAUCCUCACCGAUGGGACGGUAAAACGGUCAUCGACGCAUCCGAAGGAUCGGCUCUCUACGUAUUCCAAUGUCUCAUUUGCAUCACAAAAUCCCUGCCAUAUGCUCUUGUGCGAGGACUUCGCCUACGCGUCCACCCACCCCCUCCAUUACGGGCCUCCCCCUCCUCGCGCCUCCGGAGUCUCCACACCAGCAAGUGAACAUCGACGGCUCUCCGAUCCACCACCUUCGUGGGAUAUAUCUCGUGGAUGGUCAACAGGCCAAUCGGGCACGGAGCCUCAGACUAGCCAUGUUCACCAACAGUUGCCAGCUAUGUCCUUUGGGGAUGGGCCGCCAUACAGCGAGGAUGAAGACCUGCAUAGCCCAGUUGUGACCUCGCGUCAUCGCAAGAAGUCUUCUGACAUGAAUGGUCUUGUAGAUGAGAGAGUCAUGUCCGGAACUGGUCAGGCGGUAAGCAGUGAUCGUGGAAUGCUCGUUGGCAUCAACCCCGAUGGCAGUGAGACUUAUUAUGUAAAUGAUGGAGACACGUCAGAUGAUGGUCCAGGUGGUGAGUACGUGACAUAUCCGGCAAAUGAAGGGCGGUAUUCAAUCAUGGGAUACAGCGCCCCGGGUGGCCAGCACGGUUAUGAACAUGACCCUGGAUUCGAGUCCGAAGAUGAAAUGCCCGGUGGAAACCGGUACUCUAGAGACUAUCAGUUUGCCGUUGGCUGCCCGGAUGAAGAGAUGCAUGGAAAGGCCGUUGCACUCUUUGACUUCACACGAGAGCAUGAGAAUGAGCUGCCUCUUACUGAGGGCCAAGGGAGAAUGGCCUUGUCCCGGGAGGAGUUUGUGCGUCUUCUGAGAGACAUCGAAGGAGGUUUGACGUCGCUGAAUGGGGAGCCGAACCCUGAGGUCAUCGGGACCGCAGACGUCAGCCUAGGCUCCACCGAGUCUGACCAAAUAUCUACGCCUACCCAGGUAGAGCAGCAGCCCCCGGUAGACAUGAAUGCUCAGUCUGGAAUCAAAGCCACCAACGGUAAUACCCCGGCUGCAGCCUCGACGGAAGGUGCAGAUGCAUCUCAAUCUGCGUCGGAUACCGUGAUCCCGAACGGUAAAGCGGCGGAGGACGAUAAGCGCCCUAGCACCUGA